Messenger RNA from Cricetulus griseus (Chinese hamster), 690 nucleotides. NCBI's taxonomy places the organism in Eukaryota, Metazoa, Chordata, Mammalia, Rodentia, Cricetidae. The record is from RefSeq and is a predicted model, not a curated record.
AUGAGCUCCGAGACAGGUCCUGUUAUCGUCGACCCUACUCUGAGGAGAAGAAUUGAACCCCAGGAGUUUGAAGUCUUCUUCGACCCGAGGGAACUUCGGAAAGAGACCUGUCUGCUCUAUGAGAUCAGGUGGGGCGGAAGGCACAGCAUCUGGCGACACACGGGCCAGAACACCACCAAACACGCGGAAAUCAACUUCAUAGAGAAAUUCACUUCAGAGAGAUACUUUUGUCCCUCCACCCAAUGCUCCAUCGUCUGGUUCCUGUCCUGGAGUCCCUGUGCGGACUGCUCCAAGGCCAUUACAGAGUUUUUGAGCCGACACCCCAAAGUGACUCUCUUUAUUUACAUAGCACGGCUUUAUUACCACACAGAUCAGCGAAACCGGCAAGGACUCAGGGACCUCCACAACAGAGGUGUGACCAUCCAGAUCAUGACUGAGCAAGAGUACUGUUACUGCUGGAGGAAUUUUGUCAACUACCCACCUUCAAAUGAAGUUUACUGGCCAAGGUACCCCAAUGUGUGGAUGAGGAUGUAUGCGCUGGAACUGUACUGCAUCGUUCUAGGACUUCCGCCCUGUUUAAAGAUUAUAAGAAGACACCAACACCCACUUACAUUUUUCACCCUUCAUCUUCAAAGUUGCCAUUACCAAAGGAUACCUCCUCACAUCCUUUGGGCUACAGGGUUGGUAUGA